Saitoella complicata NRRL Y-17804 is the source of this 462-nucleotide messenger RNA. RefSeq names its product membrane-associated proteins in eicosanoid and glutathione metabolism. Lineage: Eukaryota; Fungi; Ascomycota; Saitoellomycetes; Saitoellales; Saitoellaceae. Gene Ontology annotation, molecular function: glutathione transferase activity; glutathione peroxidase activity. Gene Ontology annotation, cellular component: endoplasmic reticulum; nuclear envelope; membrane. The annotation marks the transcript as partial. The transcript is spliced from 2 exons. The record is from RefSeq and is a predicted model, not a curated record.
AUAAUUAUCCUUGAGCCCAGCUUCAUAUCCAAGACAAACCAUCGACUAUGAUUCUCAUUCCUUCUGAAUACGGAUACGUCAUCCUCGUGGCGACCCUCUCCACGGUCGUCAACCUCUGGCACGGCAUCAACGUCGGCCAAACCCGCAAAGCCGCCGGCGUUCCCUACCCCAUCGCCUACGCCUCCGACCAGGAAGCCGCCUCCGACCCCAAGAAGAACAAGUUCAACUGCGCCGUCCGUGCGCACGCCAACUUCACCGAGAACUACUCCGCGUUCUUGGUUACCUUGAUUUUCGGUGGUUUGAACUACCCCGUCGCGAGUGCCGCUUGUGGUGCGGUGUAUCUCGCUGGAAGGGUUAUUUACACUUUGGGGUACACUACUGGUGACCCGGAUAAGAGGGCUAGGGGUUUCAUGUUCCACAUUGGUGAGCUUGGACUUUUGGUUUUGAGCGGAUUGACUGGAU